UUUGUUCGAACGCCCGACCGCGCGCAGGCUGACCAGCUCACCGAGGAACAGAUCGCCGAGUUCAAGGAGGCCUUCUCCCUGUUCGACAAGGACGGCGAUGGCACGAUCACGACGAAGGAGCUCGGCACGGUGAUGCGCUCGCUCGGCCAGAACCCGACGGAGGCCGAGCUCGCGGACAUGAUCAACGAGGUCGACGCCGACGGCAACGGCACGAUCGACUUCCCCGAGUUCCUCACGAUGAUGGCGCGCAAGAUGAAGGACACGGACUCCGAGGAGGAGAUCCUCGAGGCGUUCAAGGUGUUCGACAAGGACGGCAACGGCUUCAUCUCCGCCGCCGAGCUGCGCCACAUCAUGACCAACCUCGGCGAGAAGCUCACCGACGAGGAGGUCGACGAGAUGCUCCGCGAGGCGGACAUCGACGGCGACGGCCAGAUCAACUACGAGGAGUUCGUCAAGAUGAUGAUGUCCAAGUAG
This is a messenger RNA of Pelagomonas calceolata, 474 nucleotides long. NCBI's taxonomy places the organism in Eukaryota, Pelagophyceae, Pelagomonadales, Pelagomonadaceae. The record is from the annotation of a GenBank genome assembly.